Elaeis guineensis (African oil palm) is the source of this 1943-nucleotide messenger RNA. NCBI's taxonomy places the organism in Eukaryota, Viridiplantae, Streptophyta, Magnoliopsida, Arecales, Arecaceae. The record is from RefSeq and is a predicted model, not a curated record.
UGUUGGGAAUCUAUCGAGCCUCCAACAUCUUGAUCUCAGUUAUAAUUAUUAUGAUGACAAUCCACCUGGAUUUCUCAUCAUUGAUAAUGCCAUCUGGAUUUCUCGACUUUCUUCUCUGCGAUAUCUCAAUAUGUCGGAUGUGCAAUUCAGAGAAGGUGCUCAUUGGCUGCAAGCACUAAACAUGCUCCCUUCUAUUGUUGAGUUUCUUGAAGGCAAAAUUCCGGUUGAACUUGGGGAGCUGUGUAAGCUGCAGUAUUUAGGAUUGUCAGGCAUUAAUAUCAGCAAAAAUUUGCAUGAACUUGAUAAAGUGUUUACUGGAUGCAUCAAAAAUAGUUUAGAGACUCUGGAGCUGGUAGACACCAAGCUUGGCGGUUAUUUGCCAGACUGGUUGGGAGACUUCAAAAAGCUCAAAUAUCUUGAUUUGAGUGGCAACUCAAUUUCUGGUUCUAUUCCUGAAUCACUUGGAAGGUUGUCAGCACUUCAAAAAUUAUAUCUUUUGGACAAUAAGUUGAAUGGGACUUUCCCAAAAAGUCUUGGAAGACUUGCAGAGUUAGUUGAGUUAUACCUCGGAUGGAACCUUUUGGAGGGUGUCAUGUCUGAAGAGCAGUUUGCCAAUUUCACCAAACUGAAAUAUCUACAUUUAUCACAAAAUCAAUUAAUUCUGAAUCUGACGUCUGAUUGGAUUCCCCCUUUUCAGCUUCGGGUGUUAGGUAUUGGUUCUUGCAAGUUGGGACCACGAUUCCCAGCGUGGCUUCGGAUGCUAAAAAAUAUUACCUAUUUAGACAUGUCUAGCAUAGAAAUUUCAGACACUAUACCGGAUUGGUUUUGGAGGUCAUUUUCUCAGAUAUUCUGGUUAGAUAUCUCCAGCAAUGGAAUCACUGACAGUGUACCUGAUCUUAUAGACUUCAUCCACCUUUAUUAUUUUAAUUUGAGUUCUAACCACUUCGAGGGACCUUUGCCAAAUUUUAAUUCUUCAAUAUUGCAGGUAGUGGACCUAUCAAACAAUUCAUUUUCAGGAGCGAUUCAUCUUGACAUUAGCAAAAGUAUGCCUAAUUUGGAAUAUCUCUCCCUUUCCACAAAUAAUUUAAGUGGUGAAAUUCCCUUAUCUCUUUGUCAUCUUCGAUAUGGCGCUCUUGAUCUUUCAAAAAAUUUAUUGUUGGGUGAGCUCCCUGAUUGCUGGAACCACUCUUCCCGUAUCUUUGUCAUGGAUUUUUCAAGCAACAAUCUAUCUGGAAGUGUUCCUCCAUCAAUCUGUUCAUUACAUUUUCUCAAAUCAUUGCAUUUGAGUAAUAAUAAUCUUUCAGGAGAACUCCCUUCAUCUUUGAAGAGUUGUGCGAGAUUAAAUACUCUUGAUCUUGGACAGAAUAGAUUCACUGGUAAAAUACCUACUUGGAUAGGAGAAAGUUUAUUGUCUUUGAAGAUACUUCGCUUACGAUCAAACAAGCUUGUUGGAAAUAUUCCUCCUAAUCUAUCAAGACUAAAAGCUCUUCAAAUCCUGGAUCUGGCCAGUAACAAUUUAUCAGGAACCAUCCCUUCUAGCUUUGGAAACUUUACUGCUAUGAAAGUGUCGGGGGAGAUGAAUGAAACCAUUUUAAAAAGUUAUACUUAUUACAAUGAAAACAUGCAAGUGACCAUAAAAGGAAUAUACAUUGAGUAUGCUAAAUUGCUUCCACUUGUGAUCGUUAUGGACCUUUCAAAUAAUAACUUAUCUGGAAUGAUACCAGAAGAGCUGACCAGUCUUUUUGGACUCGUGAGCUUAAAUUUGUCUGGAAAUCAUCUGACAGGAGAGAUCACAGAAAAGAUUGGUGCAUUGCAACAGUUGGAGUCACUUGACUUGUCAAAAAACAAUCUUUUCGAUGAAAUUCCUUCAAGCAUCAUUGAUCUAACUUUUUUGAGUGACUUGAACUUGUCAUAUAACAAAUUAUCAGGAAGAGUUCCAAUAG